AUGCGUGUCCAAAAUGUCUACAGCCCUGCAGGAAACACCACAUAUUCAGAGGUCACAGGAACAGAUGGGAACAACAUCAGAAACACGCGUAUAAAAAUUCAUGCCGGGAAUCGAACCCGGGCCGCCCGCGUGGCAGGCGAGCAUUCUACCACUGAACCACCGAUGCGUGUCCAAAGUGUCUACAGCCCUGCAGGAAACACCACAUAUUCAGAGGUCACAGGAACAGAUGGGAACAACAUCAAAACGCGUAUAAAAUUGCAUCGGCCGGGAAUCGAACCCGGGCCGCCCGCGUGGCCGGAGCAUUCUACCACUGAACCACCGAUGCGUGUCCAAAGUGUCUACAGCCCUGCAGGAAACACCACAUAUUCAGAGGUCACAGGAACAGAUGGGAAAACAUCAAAACCCGUAUAA
Necator americanus (New World hookworm) is the source of this 411-nucleotide messenger RNA. RefSeq lists its product as uncharacterized. The record is from RefSeq and is a predicted model, not a curated record. Bases 1 to 411 code for a protein of 136 amino acids. Lineage: Eukaryota; Metazoa; Nematoda; Chromadorea; Rhabditida; Ancylostomatidae. The transcript has a single exon.